UGGCAGGAACCGGCUAUUUUGCUGCAGUGAAAAUUGCUGCUGAAAAGCACCCUCGUCUCCGCGAAAAGGUCAUUCAAUAUGGCACAGCAGGAUUCCGAACCAAAGGUGAAGAACUUGACCAUGUCAUGUUCAGAAUGGGAGUGUUGGCUGCACUUCGGUCACAACUUAAAAGAGCUGUAAUUGGAGCUAUGAUCACAGCAUCACAUAACCCUGAGGAGGACAAUGGAGUCAAGCUGGUGGAUCCUCUUGGAGAGAUGCUGGAAGCUGCCUGGGAGAAACUGGCCACCAAACUGGCUAAUGUCAGUGAUUCUGACCUCCCAGCUGUGCUGUCAGACAUAGUCUCCAGUUGUGGCAUAGACACAGCUGUUCCUGCACAGGUGUUCCUUGCCAGGGAUACUAGGCCCAGUAGUCCAUCCCUUGCUCAAGCUAUAAUCGAUGGAGUCCAAGCAAUAAACGGAGAGAUCAAGGACUAUGGUAUAUUAACCACUCCCCAGCUUCAUUUCAUGGUUAGAUGUGAAAAUUCUCAAGGUCAAUAUGGGAGCCAAACUGAAAAUGGCUACUACACAAAACUAUCUAAUGCUUUUUUGAAACUCAGGGGUCAUGAACACCAAAAUGAGCGCUAUCACCCACAACUCAGGUUAGAUGGAGCAAAUGGAGUAGGUGCCUUAAAGAUUAAAGAAAUGCAGAAGCAUUUGAACAACUCUUUGCAAAUAGAAUUGUUCAAUGAUGGGAGUAGCGGCAAGUUGAAUUACAUGUGUGGCGCAGAUUACGUCAAAGUCCAGCAAACAGCUCCUAAUGGUAUGCCCAAGGAAGCCAGGGUCAGGUGUGCAUCCUUUGAUGGUGAUGCUGACAGGAUAGUUUACUUUUACCAGGAGAAAAAUGGAACAUUUAAGCUAUUAGAUGGCGAUAAAAUAGCAACUCUAGUUGCUGGUUAUUUGAAGGAACUUGUGAACAGCAGUGGACUGAAUAUCAACCUAGGCCUAGUUCAGACUGCCUAUGCCAAUGGCAGCUCCACAAGCUACAUUACUAAUGAAUUGCAAGUCCCAGUGGCUUGUGUGCCCACAGGUGUGAAACAUCUCCAUCACAAAGCCCUGGAGUAUGACAUAGGUGUGUACUUUGAGGCAAAUGGACAUGGGACCGUGGUCUUCAGUGAAAAAAUACAAGAUAUGGUUCUCAUGGCAGCUAAUGAUUCCAGUCUUUCAAAAGACCAAGAGCAUGCCGCAAGAAGACUGUUAUGGAUAAUUGGUCUAAUAAAUCAGACUGUAGGUGACGCCAUCUCUGAUCUCCUGUUAGUAGAAACAAUCUUACAUUCCAAGGGGUGGAGCAUAGAGGACUGGAAUGAUGCCUACACUGAUCUUCCAAACAGACAACUCAAAGUCAAGGUGAAAGAUAGAACUGUGAUUCAGACCACAGAUGCUGAGAGGAAAACUACCUCGCCUAAAGGGUUGCAGGAGGCCAUUGAUGCUUUGGUGGAAAAGUAUCCAGAUGGCAGGGCCUUUGUCAGGCCUUCUGGAACUGAAGACAUUGUUAGAGUUUAUGCCGAGGCAGAAACUCAGAAAAAUGCUGACAUGCUUGCUCAUGAAGUAUCAGUGGAGGUGUAUAACCUUGCUGGUGGCGUAGGAGAGAAGCCGACCCCUCCUCAGUGAACUGCCUGUCUGAUCUGUUACCAUACAGCAGGACCAGUGUCAUCAGUCAUGCAGUAUUCUAGUCUUAUAUUAUAUUAUAUUAUUUUAUAGAAGCUUUUGUAACAAACUAAUAACAAGGGGUGCAACAUGUUGGAAAAGGUGUAUUAACACAAGCCAAGAGACUUACAGGUCAGAAAUUGGCAGCUUUACCUCUAAUGAACAAUGACAGUGUUGUUUCUUUAUUCUAUUUAUUUAUUCCUUAAUUUUAGUCUUAUUUGUGAUAUAUAAGGAUCUCUUUGUAAUUUAGAUUCAUUUCACACUUGUAUUACAGCUGAUAAUGUAUACAUGUUUGUCACUAUUUUGCUAGCUGUAAUGCUUUCAUUUUGAAUUUGAAAGUUCAUUUACAGUAAGUUUGUUUUCCCAUCCGCUUACUAUGUUGUUAAUCGUGGAAUGAAGCAAGCUGCAGGAGAAUUGCAAGUUUGUUCAGUCAUUAUAAUUCUGCCUGACUAUAUACAUGUAUUACAUACCAUGCCCUGAUUUCUACCCUCUCCAUGCAGGGGGGUGGGGGAGCUGGGAGAGGGGGAAGUUCCAAAAAAAAAAAGUGAAAGUACAGUUGGGAUAAUUUGGUAUAAUUAAAUGAGACGAAAAAUAUAAAGAUUUUCUUUUGAAGUUGUACACAACAAUGGAUUCCAUAGUCAGUGUUUAUUGUUUAGUCUUUUGGUAGACCCACAGUGGAUAUUACUGCACAUUUAGCCUUCUGUUGAUGCCUAUCUGUCUGUUGCAGAGUGUAGAGGGCAUAACACCUUGUAAAUGAAACUGUUAGCUCAGUAAAAGGGGAAGUGGUGAUUGCUAUCUUUUCCUGAAAGCUAAAUAGUAAUAGAUACAGUGUAAUUGGUGGCAUUGAAUGGCUUGCCUUCCUUUAUUAUCAUAUGUCUAGAUAAUAGACAGCAGCCAUACUGUAACAAGACCUGAUCUCUCUUUCUGAAUGAUGCUGAGGUGGAUGUCCAGAACAAAAGAUUGUGCUAUGUAUCUCACACAGGUGCAUCUGUCACGCAGGAAUGCAAGUUCCACCAUGCUUGUGCCUUUUUACUCCACAUUCAAAGUAGUAUACAUAAGUCAGAUACACCAUGAGUCCCCAAAGUGCAUGUGACUCACACUUCCCACUGUCACAUGCACCUUGAUGACUCGUGAUUUCACUAUGACAUAUUUCUCAUUAUAUAAUAAUUAUUAAGUAUGAAGAGUAUUCAUAUACUUUUUUCUGUUGUGUUAAACCUUUAGGAUGAGAGGUUAUUUAGGCAUUGGCAAGGUAUCUUAUCACUUUCAUUUGGGUUAAAUUUAUAAGAAAUUAAACGAUCCUGAACAACAGAUGUACCCAUUUUGAUGGUUUCUUGGAUCCACAUGUAUUUUAUGCUGCUCAGUUUCCUUUGUAAUUAUGAGUUAAAAUGUUAAUGGGGUGAACAGGAAGCAGUAAUAUGUAUGCAACAUUUAACUGCCAACCCCAUCAAUACUUGCUUUUAGUCUAAAAAAAUCCAGUUGUUAAAGAUAAUUUGGUGCCAUUAAUUUUUUUUCUCUUUUGAGUCCCAGGCUGUCACAUCAGUGCUUUUCUAGUUGUAGGAUGAUGUCAGAGUCAUAAAGCAGUCCAUGCCCAUGGUGUUCAUUGUCCAGUAGUGUGUCCUGAUGUCAGAAAAAUUCUGCAACAGUUUGAGAAAACACAAGGACCAGCUGUCAGACUGGUCUCCUUGUUUUAAUAUUUAACAAUUCAGUGAUAUGGGAUUGAAACUUUGUAUUCAAAGGGAUAAUAACUCUUUGUAUGAGAUCUAUAUUUCACAAUGAAAACAUUGUGAAUAACUCAUAGAAAUAUAAUAUA
This is a messenger RNA of Lingula anatina, 3492 nucleotides long. RefSeq names its product phosphoacetylglucosamine mutase. Gene Ontology annotation, biological process: UDP-N-acetylglucosamine biosynthetic process; carbohydrate metabolic process. The record is from RefSeq and is a predicted model, not a curated record. Lineage: Eukaryota; Metazoa; Brachiopoda; Lingulata; Lingulida; Lingulidae. Gene Ontology annotation, molecular function: phosphoacetylglucosamine mutase activity.